Molecule: messenger RNA, 1649 nt
Organism: Schistosoma haematobium
Lineage: Eukaryota; Metazoa; Platyhelminthes; Trematoda; Strigeidida; Schistosomatidae
Exons: 8
Coding region: 661-1638 (325 amino acids)
Biological process (GO): cilium assembly; cilium movement
Cellular component (GO): cilium
Source: RefSeq, a predicted model, not a curated record
UUAUUCUUCUCCUCCAUGACAUUGUCCAGCGCACUUGGUCACUACAUUGUGUCAUAUUUUUGUUUUUGGACUCAUUGAGUAGCAUGCACGGUAAUAACACAGUUACUUGUUUAACGGUAUGAAGACAAUCAGUUUACACAAUUUAGACAUUGGACAUAUUGAAUUUGACCUUACAGUCAUAACAACUGUUACAUCGCAAUUUUAAAAUAUACACAUUCAAAAUCCUUUUCUAACUAAUUUAUCUUUAGAUAGUCAGGUUAUACUUAUUUCAAGCUCUCGUCAUAAGACAUCCGUUCACACUGAUAUUUUUGAUUUGUCUUGUUACUGUUUCCCUUAUGCCUUUCUUCUUCAGAUUAAGACAAAUACGUUUUUCUACACAACACAAAACACGCAAUGUGAUUCCAAACUAAAUGCAAAUCUAUCAACAGUUUAUUGUUAUGAUGUCAAACAUUUUAUCUCAUUGCAGAUCACUCACAAUCAUGAUUUCAGUUGGACAUUUAUCGAAAUUAUCAGCAUACGCUCUCUUAUUUUCUGAAUCUUAGUACUAAACAUUUCUAAAGUUGGUGAUCAGAUGAUCACCUUUGAACCACUAUUAGAUUUUACUUGCUUGUCAUAAUUUCUGACGUGAACCUUGUACUUACUACUUUCGUCAAUUUCAACAUGGUAGAAAUUAGUGAAAGAAUAGUUGAAGAUUACAAAUGUGAGCCGCCCCCAAAUCACCUUUUGAACACAGAAAUUUUUUGGAAGAUGGGGUGCAAUAAAUUCAUUGCCGUUGAACCAGCAGAAAUAUAUUUUGAUAAUAUUAGUUUUCGGUCUCAAAAGUCCGGAAUAAUGAAACAGUUUGAAUUAAAAAAUAUAUCUGACCGCGUGACACGUUUACACAUUUUGCCUCCAGAUACCAAGUACUUUCGACUGUCGUAUAAACAGCCGAAGUGUUUGGUACCUGGUUAUAGUAUUACGUGCCAUCUGAUAUUUUUCCCUGAUAAGCCAAGUUACUAUGAAGACUGUAUACGUGUGCAUACUGAAGAUCAUGAGAAUCAGUUAAUCGUUCCAAUCUAUGCUUAUCCUGUGAUAGGCGACUUUGAGUUUCCAGAGUUCAUUGAAUUUCCAUCAACAAAUAUUGGGAAAAAAAAAACCCAUCAUAUCCCAAUUAAGUCUUCUUCGGCAGUCGAUUUUGAGUUUCGAAUUCAAAUUAUACAUAUCCAUCCAAGUUUCUCAAUACAACCAGUGAAAGGAGUUUUACAUGCUGGUCAAAUCACUGAAUUGUUAAUUGAUUUUCAACCAAACAGCUAUUCAACAUGUGAAUUAAAAUUCGAAUUACAUAUUGCUCAAGUUAAUUUUCAACCAAAAUGUUGUACAGUUAUUGGAAAUGCAUUACCUGGAUUAGAAAGUUCAUCUCAUUCAUGUUAUGAUGACGAUGAAAAUCUCUCAGAAUUACUGGAUACAAAUCAAUGUGAAAUUGGUCAAAGCUUACCUAAUCGACGAAUGAAAAAGUCAAAAUAUUCCUCACAAAUAAUAAAAAGUAUAAAAACCCCAAAAUAUGAAAUUACAUGUCCACAUCAUUUAGUGAAAUUUCUUUUGGGCAGUCAAGAAAACUCAUUUCUAGUCAACGAAAUAACACAACAACAGAAGGAUUAACUAGACAACAG